GCAUUGUCCGUCUCCCGUUGGCGGCGCAUGCGCACUGCGCGGCACUGUCAGUGCGUCGUUGGGAAGAUGGCCGUCGUGGGGCCGCUGUUGUGGCUCUGCCUCGGGCUGGCGGCGGAGGCCCUCAUCGACUCAGAACGAGUCCUCCUUCGAGAAGUCCAAAGUCUGACACUGUAUUCUGGGCGAUAUACAAAUGGUCGGAGAUCAAGCCCUGUGCCCCAGCUGCAGUGUGUUGGUGGCACAGCUAGCUGCACUUCCUUCAUUCCACAAGUGGUGCAGUGUUACAAUAAAGGAUGGGAUGGCUAUGAUGUACAGUGGGAAUGCAAGGCGGAUAUGGACAUUGCUUAUCGAUUUGGAGCAGUCACAGUCAGUUGUGAAGGUUACAAUUAUCCAGAAGAUCCUUACAUUUUGAGGGGAUCCUGUGGCUUGGAAUAUGUUAUAGAUCUUACUAAGGAAGGUAUACGGAAGAAAAAAGAUAAUCCCGGAUACGUUCAUCAACCGCCGAAACAGGAAGAUCCCACAAUUGUCAACAAUCCAUCCGAUUUAAUGCUGUUACUCUUCCUAUUUUGUCUUGCUUAUUUGGUGUAUAGGACAUGUUUGAGAAACCAACAAAAUGAUAACCAGUCUUCCCCAAAAGACGAAGAUGUUAACAAUAAAGCAGGUCCUUCAAAAUGUCCACCACCUCCUGGCUUUAAACCGGAGUACACGGGAAGCACUGCAGAUGAAUGCCAUAAUGACAAUACCAAUCAGGGAUCUAAUGGCCAUCAAGCGAAAGGACAUAGUUCAGGACCAGGAUUUUCGAAUAACCAUGCCAAUCAAGGAUCUAAAGGACAUCAACCGGGAGGACAUAGUUCAGGACCAGGAUUUUGGACUGGAGUGGGAGCCGGUGGCUUCCUGGGGUACUUACUUGGCAGCAGAAGAUCUCAGCCAAGCAAUUCAUAUCAUCCAUUCUACAGGGGGAAUCCUGCACCUUACACAUAUAGAUCUCAGCCAAGCAAUUCAUAUCAUCCAUUCCACAGGGACAAUCCUGCACCUUACACACAACAAAGGCAGGAGACUAAUUGGAAACCUGAAGGAACAGGAAGCAGAACAGUGUCAGGAUUUGGUGGGACAAAAAGAAGAUAAGGAAAUUCGAAGUACAAGAGCAAUGCAAAUGUUUAACCAUUUAAAGGUUGCGGCUUCAGACGUACAGUUUAUUGUGAGGAUGCUGAAGAAAGCGAUACUUGCUUCAAUUCGCAAUUUUAACUUGCUACUGUAUUCAAUUUAUUUCAAUGACUAAGUUUGGAACCAGGAAACAAUUAGGGUAGAUUUCAAAAUCUGGAAGAUAUCCAUGUGUGUAUGAGUAUUUUUAAGUCAAGUGUGGGGCUCUAAUAAUCUGCAUCAAUUUGAAAUAAUUUCUAAAUUUUGCUUCCUUUAAAUUUAUAAUCUUGCAUUUAGCUGUAAAUAUUCCUUAUCAGUGAGACACAAUUAAAAUUUUCUGGUGGAUCGAAGUUGGAAGAAUAGAAGAAAAAAAUAAUUUGUUCAAACUAAUUAUUGUGAAUUAGUUCCAAAUCCAAUAUCUUAUAACUAAAUAUCUGUUGGGGCUGGAGAACAGCUAAUGGUUACCAAUAAGUUUGAUCCAGCAUUUAGCAGCAGGACCUGCUCCACAUUUAAUUCUACCACUCAAUGUAAAGUUAUGUGCACACUGGUUUUGUGGGGUUUAUCAUGGAUUUUGUUUCAAGUCCUAUUUGUUUUGCCAUUGACCUUGCUUUCAAGCAUUGUCAAUUUCCUUCUGCCCUAUAUGAAAGGCUACAAUUUGUCCAAGGGUCAUUGAUUGUCCUUGACUCGUUUCACUGUUUUGAAAUCUUAUGAUAUAGAAAAAAAAUGAGUUGUUAAUUAAAUAUCAGUCCUGUUAUCUUCUGCAUAAAAAUAAGUUGGUCUUUGUGCUAGGUAGGAUCUGAGGCAGGCAUUGUGAAAAAUAAAUUACUGUGAUUUAUUAUAAAAACAAGGCGCCUAUCUAAUUUGACCAUAACUUGGAAAUUAAAAAAAACUGCUGGAAAUCUGAAAGUACUAGAAGCACUCUGAGCAAGUGAGACAUUUCUGCUAGAAGUAUAAACAGUUAAUAUAUCAGCCCAUGCAUUUGUCAAUGGUUAGGAAAAUGAGAAAGGAAGUUAUUUUAAGUUUAGUAGAGGGUUAGAAACAUAGAAAAUAGGAGCAGGAAUAGGCCAUUCGGCCCUUCGAGCCUGCACCGCCAUUCAAUAUGAUCAUGGCUGAUCAUCCAACUCGGUAUCCUGUACCUGCCUUCUCUCCAUACCCCCUGAUCCCUUUAGCCACAAGGGCCACAUCUAACUCCCUCUUAAAUAUAGCCAAUGAACUAGCCUCAACUACCUUCUGUGGUAGAGAAUUCCACAGAUUCACCACUCUCUGUGUAAAAAAUUAUUUUCUCACCUCGGUCCUAAAUGACUUCCCCCUUAUCCUUAAACUGUGACCCCUUGUUCUGGACUUCUCCAACACCGGGAAUAAUCUUCCUGCAUCUAGCCUGUCCAACCCCUUAAGAAUUUUGUAAGUUUCUAUAAGAUCCCCCCUCAAUCUUCAAAAUUCUAGCGAGUACAAGCCGAGUCUAUCCAGUUUUUCUUCAUAUGAAAGUCCUGACAUCCCAGGAAUCAGUCUGGUGAACCUUCUCUGUACUCCUUCUAUGGCAAGAAUGUCUUUCCUCAGAUAAGGAGACCAAAACUACGCAAUAUUCCAGGUGUGGUCUCACCAAGACCCUGUAUAACUGCAGUAGAACCUCCCUGCUCUUAUACUCAAAUCAUUUUGCUAUGAAUGUUAAUAUACCAUUCGCUUUCUUUACUGCCUGCUGCACCUACAUGCCUACUUUCAAUGACUGGUGUACCAUGACACCCAGGUCUCGUUGCAUCUCCCCAUUUCCUAAUGGGCCACCAAUCAGAUAAUAGUCUACUUCACAUAACAUUUAUCCACAUUAUACUGCAUCUGCAUUUGCCAUGCAUUUGCCCACUCACCCAACCUAUCCAAGUCAUCCUUGCAGCCUCCUAGCAUCCUCCUCACAGCUAACACUGCCCCGCAGCUUCGCGUCAUCCGCAAACUUGGAGAUGUUGCAUUCAAUUCCCUCAUCCAGAUCAUUAAUAUAGUCACUGCCUGCCAUUCUGAAAAGGACCCAUUUACUCCUACUCUUUGCUUCCUGUCUGCCAGCCAGUUCUCUAUCCACAUACUGAACUCUAUCAAUACUGACCCCCCAUUACCGUGUGCUUUAAGUUUGCAUACUAAUCUCUUAUGUG
This is a messenger RNA of Leucoraja erinaceus (little skate), 3272 nucleotides long. It is a transcript of the gene saraf, whose product is annotated as store-operated calcium entry-associated regulatory factor. Gene Ontology annotation, cellular component: endoplasmic reticulum membrane. The record is from RefSeq and is a predicted model, not a curated record. Bases 28 to 1122 code for a protein of 364 amino acids. NCBI's taxonomy places the organism in Eukaryota, Metazoa, Chordata, Chondrichthyes, Rajiformes, Rajidae. Gene Ontology annotation, biological process: regulation of store-operated calcium entry. The transcript has 7 exons.